AUCGGUUGAAUCUGACACACUCUUCUCCUCUCACACACACUUACGCGCACACACACACUUACACUUACACACAUACAUACACAGACACAGUCAGAGUCACUCAGUCUCUUGAGAGCUAUGCACAGGGACUUUGUGCCUGUUUUAGGCUUAAAAUGAAAAAGAAAAAAACUUGUGCCUCGUCAUUGAAACGUUGCUGAAUUUUUUUCUUCGUCGAGUUUUGAAAUCCAAGAUUCUUCAACGCUGUUUCAUUUGCUCGGGAGACAAAAAAUAAUUUCAGACUAGUGGAAGAAGAACGAGAAAGGAAAGAGGGAUAAAAGUGCAAGGACUCAUCCAGAACUGCAGUCUAUGGAAAUGCAGGAUCUAGCCAGUCCGCACAGCCGAGUCAGUGGUAGCAGCGAAUCUCCGAACGGCCCAAACCUCGACAACUCACACCUUAACAACAAUUCCAUGACACCAAAUGGCACUGAAGGUGAUAACAUCACUAUGCUCACGACAGCCGACUGGUUAUUAAGUUCUAAUUCACAAUCCACUGCAGUUAAAACAGAGCCAAUGAGCAGCAGUGACAUCACCACGUCUGUAGCAGACGGCUCGCUAGACAGCUUCUCAGGAUCAGCUAUUGGAAGCAGUGGCUUCAGCCCAAGACAAACUCACCAGUUCUCUCCGCAGAUCUAUCCUUCCAACAGACCUUAUCCGCAUAUUCUUCCUACUCCUUCUUCACAAAACAUGGCAGCGUAUGGACAGACACAGUACAGCACGGGAAUGCAGCAGGCCUAUGCCACUUACCCUCAACCAGGCCAGCCUUAUGGCAUCCCGGCCUAUGGUCCAUUGUGGGCAGGAAUCAAGACGGAAAGCCAAGCUCAGUCUCCAGGACAGAGCAGCUUCCUCAGUUAUAGCUCCAGCUUCUCAACACCACAGACGGGACAAGCACCCUACAGCUACCAAAUGCAAGGAGGCAGUUUUACAACGACAUCGGGACUGUACGCAGGAAGCAAUUCCCUCACAAACUCGACUGGAUUUAACAACACACAACAGGACUACCCAUCCUACCCUGCGUUUGGCCAGGGUCAAUAUGCGCAGUAUUACAACAGCAGCCCCUACACAUCGCCCUACAUGACCAGCAACAACACAAGUCCCACCACACCAUCCACCACGGCCACAUAUACACUGCAGGAGCCACCGUCUGCCAUCACCAGCCAGGCUCUGACCGACCAAUCAGCAGGAGAGUACAGUACAAUCCACAGUCCAUCAACCCCCAUUAAAGAUUCAGAUUCGGAUCGAUUGCGUCGGGCCUCGGAUGGAAAGUCACGUGGAAGAGGAAGAAGGAACAAUAAUCCGUCUCCACCUCCGGACUCUGACCUUGAGCGUGUGUUCAUUUGGGAUUUGGACGAAACGAUCAUUAUUUUCCAUUCCUUGCUCACAGGGUCUUACGCCAACAGAUAUGGACGGGAUCCACCAACAUCUGUGUCACUGGGGCUCCGAAUGGAAGAGAUGAUCUUCAAUUUAGCAGACACACAUUUAUUCUUCAAUGACCUAGAAGAGUGUGAUCAAGUCCACAUUGACGACGUUUCCUCUGAUGACAACGGUCAAGAUCUGAGCACUUAUAACUUCAGUACGGACGGCUUCCAUGCCGCUGCCACCAGUGCCAACCUGUGUUUGGCGACCGGUGUGAGAGGAGGAGUGGACUGGAUGAGAAAGCUGGCCUUCCGCUACAGACGAGUAAAAGAAAUUUACACCACCUACAAAAACAACGUCGGAGGACUGUUGGGUCCGGCCAAAAGGGAGGCCUGGCUGCAACUACGAGCAGAAAUUGAAGCUUUGACAGAUUCCUGGUUAACACUGGCACUAAAAGCACUAACACUAAUCCACUCAAGGUCAAAUUGUGUGAACAUCUUAGUAACCACGACGCAGCUUAUACCUGCCCUUGCGAAAGUGCUGCUCUAUGGACUCGGAAUAGUUUUUCCAAUUGAGAAUAUUUAUAGCGCUACAAAAAUAGGCAAAGAGAGCUGCUUCGAGCGAGUAAUUCAGAGAUUCGGGAGGAAAGUUGUUUACGUGGUGGUGGGAGACGGAGUAGAAGAGGAGCAGAGCUCCAAAAAGCACAACAUGCCCUUCUGGAGGAUCUCCAGUCAUUCGGACCUCAUGGCUCUUCAUCACGCGCUGGACUUGGAGUAUUUGUAGCACUGUGUCCUCCUCAACUCACGAUUUUUACUCAGCACGGACUGACAACAGAACGUUAACACACUUACCGUGGGAAAAGAAACCCACGACUUGUCUUAACCCUAAAACCUCGGCUCUUGGUUGAGCAGUCGACUGGAGGAUUGCGAAUUUUUUACGACGCUGCAGCUGCGGGGUUACUGUGAAUUGACUCGGCUUCGUUUUGAAAAAGCCGUCAGAAUGUUUUCCGGAUUUUUUUUCCAGGAAAAAAAAAAAAACUCUGUGAGGGUUCACACCUGUGAGGAAAUUACAGUGAGCUACCGGCGUCCCUUUUGGCUCUUAGCAAGACUCUGAUCCCACCGAGAUUCAGCGUGAUUUCUUGCGUUGGCUCGAAACCACUGCGCCGGAUGUCCUAAUUUAUAUUCAGAGACUUUGUUGAGAGCGCCACCUCCCGGCGAGAGACUUGUCGCCUUUUUGUUGUUGUGUGUUUCUCACCAUGCAGAGUACUUAGACAAGAAGACGUUUACGGAAAAGAAGAAAAACGGAUUUUCUAAUAAUUUAAGGAAAAGAAAAACUUUAUCUGCAUUUGCUCAGACAAUCAUACGUGUACAGAAUACGGCGGGUUUUGUGUGUGUGUGUAUAUUUUUAAUCACUGGACUAUUCCUUCUUGUUUUUCUUUAGCUAUUUUGCUAUUCAGUGCUUUUUUUUUCGUGGAAGUACUCUAAGGCAGGAGUGCACAAAAAACGUGUGCAGGAGCCUUAAAGUGUUGCUUAAUGGUUUGGAGAUCUGAAAGCAUUUUUGUCAAGACCAAAAGCACGGAUGUCAAGUGUCAAUGAUUUCGUAUUUUGUUUACGGAUUUAUUGAUUAUUUUAUUGUUAUUAUUAUUAUUAUUAUUAUUAUUAAUAAUAUUUUUCCUCCCUUGCUAGUUAAAGUUUCUGUAUUUAAUUACAGAAUCUCAGUAGCAUUUUAUUUUAUUUUUUUUGAAAUACCUGUAUUUAUGGGAUGACACACAUCAGAAAAGAAAGUAACAAUCAAAAUGAAUGUCAAGUUUGGAGUUGAGCAUCAGUACGCUCAUCACUGACUCCUUUCUGUUUAGCGUUCUGUUUAAAAGCAUUUAGACCUCACAAUAUUUCAAGGUUUUGUUAUCUUUUGUACUGGCACUAAAAGGCAGAAACUCUUGUACAUUAAGUGUAAUUUUUGUAUGAAGUAGUCUUUUUCAUUUUGAUUUUUGGAAAUGUCGCUGUAGAAAUUCUUUAUAGUGCUUAGAUAAAUAAGACUGUGGACUUGGGAAACUUUAAAGCUCUAAGGACUGUCAGAAAGCCACUACACACACAUACACACACACACACACACACACACAUAAAGACGCGAAGGGGUCAAGAACACACACACGCUACCGACUGUGAAUUUCCUCAGCAGGAAUUGAACCUGUGUGUGAGUUUCUGACUGGUUUCUGCUCCGUCGUCAGUGUUGCUUCAUUCCUGCAGGUGAAGUGUUCUACUGCCCCUUCUACCCAUUACCCCAUCUACAUCCUACCCUCUCUAAACCUACUCGCCCUUUUUCAAUCUUAUAUAUGCUUCUCAACCCAUAAAACCCCACUUAUAUAAAAUCAGCCCAUUUAAUCUGCCCCGUAACCCCACCCCAGCUUAACACCACCACAACUUAAAUUUGUCCCCUUCCCCCCCUCUCCUACCAUAUAAAAUUUGCCCAUUUACUAUGCUCCUUCCUCCUGUCCCCCAGGGUAACACAUAUUGCUGCUAGUUCAUGGUCAUAUUAGAUGGGAGAUGUUUUAUACAGUAAGCUUUUUUUUUUUUUUUUUUAAAGAAAAAAAUAUUGCAAUCAUAAUGCAAACUGGAAAAACAUUGACGUGGGCCUUGUCGUGAACACGCAAACAUUUGUUGUGUCUGAAAAAAAUAUAGAUAUGUACAGAUGUUUUUUUUUUGACAUUAUUAUUUGAUUGUGUUUAAAUUAAUAAAACAUUGAUUUGUGAACUGGUACACACA
This is a messenger RNA of Clarias gariepinus (North African catfish), 4154 nucleotides long. RefSeq names its product EYA transcriptional coactivator and phosphatase 1 (gene eya1). Gene Ontology annotation, cellular component: nucleus. The transcript has 18 exons. NCBI's taxonomy places the organism in Eukaryota, Metazoa, Chordata, Actinopteri, Siluriformes, Clariidae. Bases 346 to 2175 code for a protein of 609 amino acids. The record is from RefSeq and is a predicted model, not a curated record. Gene Ontology annotation, molecular function: protein tyrosine phosphatase activity. Gene Ontology annotation, biological process: positive regulation of DNA repair; cell differentiation; negative regulation of extrinsic apoptotic signaling pathway in absence of ligand.